AUGCUCCUCCGCCGGCUCACACCCGCAGCGGCCCGUCCCCUCCGCUCCGGCGCGAUAUCACCCCAAGCGCUACAGCUUCGACUCCAGCUCCGAGCCCGCGCCUUCACCACCACGCGCACCCUCCGAGAUGACGCCGCCACCGCGAACCACUACGAUACCCUGAAAGUAUCACACGAUGCGUCGCCCGCCGAGAUCAAGAAAUCCUUCUACGCCCUCUCCAAAACCCACCACCCAGACCACAACCCCGACGACCCCAACGCCCCGAAAAAGUUCCACGAGAUAGCAGAGGCCUACUCCGUCCUCGGCACCCCGGCCAAGCGCUCCGCCUACGACCGCACCCUCCCCUCCUCCUCCUCCUCUUCCGCCGCCCACAGGCGCGGCUCCUACCACAGCACAGGCCCGGCCGGCGGGCGCCCGGCCUCGGGCCUCUCGCGGCGGCGCACGACCUUCCGCGGGCCCCCGCCGAGCUUCUACCGGUCGGGCGGAUGGGGCGAGCACUCGGCCAAGCGGCGGGCCGCGCACGAGGGGAACGCGGGCCCCGGCGCGACGGGGGCCGAGCAGGAGCGGCCCGGGAUGGGCUUCGGCCAGGACCCCUACGCGCACACGCGGAGCGCGAACGUGCGGCACUUCGACCAGCAGGGGCACAGGCAGACGCAGGCGCGGCAGGACUCGAGGCGCGCGCACAGGAUCAUGGGGCAGGAGGUCACGAUCGAGGCGCAGGAGACGUCUGUGGGUGCGUUUCUGGUCGUGACGGGGAUCCUGUUCUUUUCGUUCUUCAUUCCCUACAUGAUUUUCGUCGGGCCUAAAAAGAAGGAUAAGAAGGAAUAG
Colletotrichum karsti is the source of this 828-nucleotide messenger RNA. Its product is annotated as putative DnaJ domain-containing protein. The transcript is spliced from 2 exons. Bases 1 to 828 code for a protein of 275 amino acids. Lineage: Eukaryota; Fungi; Ascomycota; Sordariomycetes; Glomerellales; Glomerellaceae. The record is from RefSeq and is a predicted model, not a curated record.